Molecule: messenger RNA, 351 nt
Organism: Cylicocyclus nassatus
Lineage: Eukaryota; Metazoa; Nematoda; Chromadorea; Rhabditida; Strongylidae
Source: the annotation of a GenBank genome assembly
AUGCUCGAACCGCUGCUGCCGGGUGCAGGGCUGGCUUGGGAGAUAAUCAGAAAAGAGGACCAGGUCCUCAUCACACUCCGCUACCUGGCCACCAACUGUCAUCAAACUGUUAUAGCUGACUGUUUUGAUGUGUGUCAGAAGGUUGUGAGUGAUGUCGUCACCCGGGUAGUGGAUGUUCUCAAUCAUCCAACAAUAAAGGGCCCGCUUCCUCCGCUUCUGGCCGUCGGACGAGCGCUGAUGCUUGCGAAGAUGCUAUUGGAUGCUUCGACGGCUGCCUCGUCCGAAUCCGACGCCCUAUCAACUUUGGCAACCACUACUACUGCCGAAAGGCAUGUUGCGCAGUCAAUAUGA